UCUCGUUUGUUUCUGCAGCUGGAAAUGGAAGCGUGAGUGAAAAUGUCCAUAGUAGCGAAGCGCUGUGGAGUGAAAUUUAUCCCCCCUUCCAUCAUCCUCAUAUAUGAGAACAAAUCCACCAGCAAGAUGAGGAAAAGAGUCAUACCUGUGAGGAACUUCUCUCAGUAUUCAGACUGCAGUCGAGCAGCAGAGAGACUGAAGCAUCACGCGCGUCACAGCGUGUAUCUGGAGACGGUUUCCUCGGCUCAGCUGGAAAGGCUUCACCUCAUACUGCGUGAUCAUCUGAAGGGUCUCAGUCUGGAGGAGAGUCUCGCCGCCCGACGGGUGUCCGACCCCAGCGACGAGGACCUGAAUAAACUGAGCGAUGACGAGCUGAACCGCAGGAAGGCCCAGAUGGACCAGCUGUUCGAGUGCAACCGCAAACACAAGGAGGAUGCGGACUUCGUGUAUGAUCUGGAGGUGGAGUUUCCAGAGAACAGCGUGCCAGAGACGUGCAGCUGGGAUGAAGGGCAGUCCGAUGAGGAGCUUUAGAGGAUCAGACGCACUGGAACGGAUUUCAGACUGAUCCAGAAUGAAGACACACGGAGAGCUGGUGCAUUAUGGGGCUUCUGUUGAAGUCUAAUGUUGAACUAUACAUUUGCUGCUACAUGUUGUUUUAAGGUCACGUCCUCUAUGGUAAACAUUAUGUGAUGGGGUUUUAGUUGAUUCUUUUACAUAAAAUAGCAUCGAUAAUAUUAAAAAUACUUUAAUAUUUAAGAAAUAUAAAAGUUGAGGACAUUG
This is a messenger RNA of Sinocyclocheilus rhinocerous, 780 nucleotides long. RefSeq names its product centrosomal protein 19 (gene cep19). The transcript has 3 exons. Gene Ontology annotation, biological process: microtubule anchoring at centrosome; trans-Golgi to periciliary membrane compartment transport. Gene Ontology annotation, cellular component: centrosome; ciliary basal body; centriole. Bases 43 to 531 code for a protein of 162 amino acids. The record is from RefSeq and is a predicted model, not a curated record. NCBI's taxonomy places the organism in Eukaryota, Metazoa, Chordata, Actinopteri, Cypriniformes, Cyprinidae.